Molecule: messenger RNA, 3053 nt
Organism: Cornus florida
Lineage: Eukaryota; Viridiplantae; Streptophyta; Magnoliopsida; Cornales; Cornaceae
Exons: 6
Coding region: 2032-2583 (183 amino acids)
Source: RefSeq, a predicted model, not a curated record
AAUGAUUAUGUAGAUUUUUGCGUACUCUCAAAUUGUGCGUGCGUAACAAAGCACGUCCUGAAGGGUCCAUUACUGAAGCGUACGUGGACAGUGAAUGCGUCACAUUUUGUUCAAAAUUUCUCGAAGGGAUUGAGACACGGUUCAAUCGAGAAGAAAUAAAUAGUGAGAGGGACUGCAACAAUAAUUGGUCCACUAUUUCAGAUCUAAAGCAAGUGGUUCGACCUCUAGGGGCACAAAAUUUGGAGAUAUUACCCCGUGAGGAGUUGGAGAUGGCUCGAUUGUACGUGUUACAAAAUUCUGGAAUAGUUGAGUCAUACGAAGAAAAACACAAGGUAGAACUUGAGAGACAAGAUCCGUGCAAUGUUCCUAAAAGACAUGCAAAAGAAUUUUCGAGAUGGUUUGAAAAACAAGUAAGUCCAUCGUGUACAUAUUGGAAUUAAUUAAAUCAUACUCUUUAAUUAAUUUAAAUGAUGUCGUUCAUUUGCUUAACACUAUUUUUUUUUCAAUAGAUAAAGGAAAUGCGUCAUCAUCAUAGGGAAACAACUAGUGAUGAUUUAUAUUCUUUAGCAUGUGGACCUCUAAGUCGAGUAAGUCGAUAUUCUGCUUGCAUUGUAAAUAGGAUUAGGUUCCAUACUAAGGAAAGGGAGCGAAAUCGACGAACACAGAAUAGUGGUGUGUUAGUGAAAGGAGAAAGCGAAGAUUACUAUGGUGUUCUAACAUAUAUCAUUGAGUUACGAUAUCUUUUGGGUAGACAAGUUUUUCUUUUCAAAUGUGAUUGGUUUGAUGUUAGGAGUGGUAUACAUAAAGAUACCUAUUUCACGAGCGUAAAUGUAGCUAGUAGAGCAUACAAAAAUGAGCCAUUUGUGUUAGCAAAUCAAGCAAAACAAUAUUUCUACGUCAAAGACAACAAAUUGCAAGGAACAUGGGAGGUAGUUCAAGAUAUAACAAAUAGAAGCUCAUUUGAUGUACUUGAAGUAGAGGUCGAAGCCGGAGUAGAGGAUGAAAUGCUCAAUGCUCCAGCAUACCAAGAGAAUGAACCAAGCAUCGUUGAUAGGGUGGUUGAAGCAGACUUGGACAUGGAUCCACUCCCAUUGAACAGGGGUGAUUUGGAAAGUGAAAUUCUUGAUGCUGAAAUGAUUCAAAAAUGUAGGGGUGAAGCAGCAAUUAAUGAGGACUUUUGGGUUGUCGUGAAUGAUGAUGGAACUGACAUUGACUAUAGUUCAGAUGAGGAAUCAGAAUUACUGUCCGAAGAUGAUACUAAUUUGGAUGACAUGUGAAACUUACGUAAUGUUGAGCAUGGACUUUAUUUCCUUUGUUUUGAUCUGGUUCCAGUUUGUAGCUAGUUUGGCUUUUUCUUUUGUGCCUUGAGCUUUUGGUUCCCCUUUCUUUUGAUUGUUCACUCCUUUAAUAGAUAUGCAACUUAUAUAAAGUUUUUGGCUGUAACUAACCAUCCUCCAAUCAUAUCUAGCAGAAAAUGUUUAUAUCUUGUUUGCUCCUUUAAUAGAAUAUGAUGGCCGGACAUAUCAUGGAAUCUGAUUCCUUAAAAUAGAUCUCAUUUUUUAUGUUGCUAUAGUUUCUACCAUUUGAUUUCUAUUAGACUAUUUAUAGAUCACUAAAUUUACAUUUUCUGUUUAUAUUCUGAAGCAUGGUAGUUUAAUAAUUAUGGACACCUCUGAGGCCCCAAUGCGUAGAGUAUUAAGGUCCCGAGUGGCUCAAACUGAGCCACCAGAUACAAGUUUACCUGCUAGCUUGCCUCAAACUGAGGCACCAUCUAUAAGUUUACCUGCUGCAUAACAGAAUGGAGAAGGUGGUGGUAGCAAUUCAACAAAUCAGCAGCUUAGUAUUGAAGGUGACGGUAGUAAUUCACAGACGAGGCCACAACCAAGUGGAGGCCCAAAGCGAAAAGGCCAUGGAAAAGCGAAGAAUGUCGCCCUACAAAAAGCUAAGGCACUCUAUGGAAAAGAUGUUCCAAUUCCAGUAGAGUUUGGGACGAGGUAUAUUAAACCCGUAGGAAAAAAUAGCAAAUUAUGGAUGGCAGAAGUUGGCAUCCACACGAGAGAUAAAGAAGCACUACUAAAUUUCAAAACGUGGAGGGAUAUUCCAGAAUCUGAGAGACAGGUCUGCUAUGACCAUUUUAAGGAGAUCUUUGCAGUGGAUGCACAUGCUAGUGAAAUUGAUUUUAAGCGAGUAACUGGUGGAGUUUCUGAAAGUUUGAGAAAAUAUAGACAUAGAUUGAAGAAUCAUUUUGACAAGCAUCUUCCAUUUGAGAAUGCACGCUUGCAUCCUUAUGUAGGCAUUCAUAUUGAUCUUUGGAAAAACUUGUGCGAUUGGUGGAUGUCACCAGAAUUUCAGGUAAAAGAAAGUGAAGAAAGGCAGAGUGAAGAGGAUGGGGAAGUUGAAAGUCACCAGGAGGGUCCUGCUAUUCGCCUGUACAAGGAGACACAUUGUAGGGAAGAAACUGGAUGGGUACAUGAGAAAGCUAAGCGGAACUACGAUGAAAUGAUGGAUAAGCCUUCCCAAAUUUGUCAAAAUUCUGAUAGUACCAGUCCAGUGAGAAAUGAUGUUGAGAUAGUGCAAAACUAACUAGGUAUCAGGAAAGGAUAUCCCUGUGGGUUCGGACAUGGUUUCGUGAUUCCAAGCCGUCAACGUGCAUUCUCAUCUUAUGAAGAGGCUUCUCGUAAAAGUGCAGAAAUUGCUGAGGAAAAUAAUGCACAACUGAAGGAGGAAGUAAAAGGUUUGCGGGAAUAUAUGGAAAGAAUUGAGAAGAUGUUUCAACAGCAGCAGCAGUAGCAGCCGCCGCCAUGGUGGCAAUAUCAGCAAUCCUCAUCAGAUUCCCAACAAGAAGCAGCCCCGCCAAGCGGGUAUGAGCAUCCAUCACCCCCAGACUCUCACCUUCAACAGUCGCCACCACUAUGAUGGCAAUAUCAGCAGCCGCCGCCACCAUGGAGGCGAUAUCAUAACCACCUGCAAUACCCCUAAUUUUAAAUAGGAUAGUUCUGGAAUUUAUUUAAAUGUUUAAUUGUGUUUUUAGUUUAUUUAGUUGGUUAUUUGUA